AUGGCUAUCAGCGAGAUCGUCACCGAUGAGUCGCUUUUACCCGUACUGCAGACCAGUGCGGAGACUCUGGUUCAAUGCCAACAACUUCUCGCCGUCCUCAACCCCGAAACUUGUAAUGCCGCCAACCUCCAAGACCUCUCAUUAGCCGCCUCCAAACAACAGAAAUUACUGUACGCCCUGCUCGCCCAACUCCGUGGGCAGAACCGAGACGCCAUCUUGCGCGUGCGCGACACCAAGCAAGCGACUGCCGAGGCUCGACAGGAGAUCGACCGGCUUCAUCUCCAACUCCAGAACUUGUACUAUGAACAGAAGCACCUCACCGGGGAGAUCGCUGCCUGUGAAGCAUAUGAUCACAAAUACCUGUCCCUCCCUUUAAUACCGGUCGAAGAAUUCCUCGAGCUUCACCCCGAUCACCGUGAGACUAACGAGCAUGAUUUGAUGAUCGCCCGCAUCAACCACGAGCAUGCCGAACGGGAGAAGCUGGAGCAAGCGCGACAAGAACUAUUGAAGCGCAAGCAAGCUCUGAUCGCCGAGAAUAAGAAGAGGAAAGACGAUCUUGCCAAUCUCGACCAGGAUCUCGAAAAGUUCAUUGACGCUGCCAAACCUAUCCAAAAGAUUUUCGAGAAGGAAUACUAG
Molecule: messenger RNA, 636 nt
Organism: Penicillium salamii
Lineage: Eukaryota; Fungi; Ascomycota; Eurotiomycetes; Eurotiales; Aspergillaceae
Source: the annotation of a GenBank genome assembly